This is a messenger RNA of Podarcis lilfordi (Lilford's wall lizard), 603 nucleotides long. Lineage: Eukaryota; Metazoa; Chordata; Lepidosauria; Squamata; Lacertidae. The record is from the annotation of a GenBank genome assembly.
AUGGACUGUGAACGGACAGAAGAGGCCCUGCAGUGUUGGACAUUUGGGCUGCGUCCUCUCGCCCUGCGCUGGGGCACCUGUGUCUCUCUGCGCUGCCCUGGACUCCUUGCAAACAAUGGCCGGAACCUGCAGAGAGCAGAGCGGGCACUCCUAAGCCUUGAGGAGCAGGGGUGGCCUGCUCCCUGGCUGCUGCAAGGAUGCUCAGCUGGGCAGAAGGGGAGACACUUUGGCCCGGGCUGUCGUCCUAGGUCAGAGGAGCCAGACCCAAGCCCCACUGGGCUGGGGCAGGACGAGAGACUGCAAGGAGGCUGCAGAAGGAGGCCCUGUCCUUGGCCUGCCCAGUUCCUGCACUUCCUUCCAAAGAGAGCACCCUCUGGGCCAAGGAGUGGCACCUGCGAGCUCUCAAUGGGUGGGUGUGUUGUGUUGUGUGCAUGGGGUGGAGUCUGGCUUCUUGUGAACUCUGUGGGGUUAGGGGGAGAACCUGUUGAAUGUUUAGGGUGUUUGCUUGGUGUGUGGAAGUGCGAGAGUGGGGCUCAGGUGCCAUGUUGCGAGCGGGGAGGGACACACGCCCACCGAACACAGAUACCAGGCCUGCCCUUCUGA